UUUUAAAGCCCUUUUUUCCUAUUCUACCUUGUUCAAAAUAAUAAUAAAAUAAUAAAAAUAAAAUGUAAACACCUUCAAGUCUGACUCUCUUAGGCAAUUCCUUAAGAUAGGAAAUUUGGGUUCUGCUAUUUCUGACAGUCACAGCUGCAUCGUUCCCACUAGAUGCACGUGCACAUAACAAGCACCUCCUUAUUCAUUUGCUCCCUGCGAAUGACUUUAUACAUCCUUGUGCCUACUCUCUUUUGUUGCUGCAUAAAAAAAAAUUGUGGUUUUAUAACGUUUCCAAAAGGGACAAUUUACCCAACCAACAUUGGAGGGUGGGAAGAAGACAGAUGCUUAUUGUGUGUUAAGCAUACAAGUUUUUCGCCGCAUCCAAACGACACCGUUGGCAGCCCGCCCCCGCCGUUUAUUCCCGAUUCAUAUUUUCUGUGGAAAAUCCAGCGAGUUACAAACAAACAAAAAAACAACACGGCGUAUUUUAUUUCUGAGGUGAUUUCCUUCCAACGCGCCGUCCCGCGCAUGUUUACUUCAGAAGGAAGCCCGGCCGGUUUCAAGCGAGUUUUACUUCGUAACACUGCAAACCGUAGCAUUCACUUUCCUGGGAUUAAGCCCUACUUAACCCUAUAGGACUUUCCUCCGAGUAAGCCUGUACAGGAAGGAGUUUCCUGCUCAGCUCCCCUCGAUAUAAGGCGGCGAUUCUGCCCCACACCGGCCCGCCCCCUUUCUGAGAAGAGAGCGCAGGCGCCGGGAGACCGCGAGACGAGAUUUGCCCUUUCCUGUUGCUUCCUCCGCUUCCCUCAGAGCGGGAGUUUUUGAGCAGAUGUGUUUCUCUCUCGCCCGCUCCUCGGACUUGACGUUAUCAUCUCUGAGCAACUGAGUGCCUUUUGAAAAUGGAAACGCCUGAAUUAAACAAAUCUACACUUCUAUGCUCCACUCCAAAGAACUGUGAGACAUCUGCUCAGAGCAGCAGCAGCAGCUCCUCAGGGAAACAGCUAAUGAGUGCAACUCUAAGAGAACGAUUGAAGAAAGCAAGACGGUCCUUUCAUUCAGCUUUCACUGUUGCAAAGCGUCUUAAAAUAGAUGAUGAAAACAACGGUAGUCCUUGUGAAGGAAGGGCUUUAUCUGAAGGAGAGACAUGUUCUAAGUCACAAAAUGAGGGUGAACAUUUAGAAAAAGUUCCUGAUGCCACCAUGUGUUUGAAAAGUGCUUUGCAAGAGAGAGAGCUCUAUGUAUUGAAAUAUACUGGAUGUAGUGAAGCUAUACAAAGCUCUCCAGAAGUUCGGUCAGAAACAAAUUGCGGGCAACGGGAACUAUUGGAUGAAAAGAGAAUGUUAGCAAAGAAGAUUCAGGAAAAGGAGGAAUUUCUUCGAAGACUUAAACUCGUCAAAAUGUACAGAUCAAAGAAUAACCCAACAGAGUUGCGGUCUCUAAUAUCAAAAUGGCGGUGCAGUUCCCAAGCAAUGCUAUAUGAGCUACAGUCAUCCUUGUCUACAGAUAGCAGGAAAUUAAGUCUCACUCAAUUGAUAGACAAUUUUGGAUUAGAUGAUAAACUGUUACAUUACAUUAGAACAGAAGAAAACUUUACAGAUGCAUGAUACGAGUGUUUCUAUUUCAUUCUUAACACAUCAGAAGAUAAAUAUUUUCAAAGUUUAAAUUUGGCUUUUGAGCUGCAUUGCUGGACUGUUGUGAAUCCUUGAAUCUUAAAUAUUAAAAGACUGCUGCAAAAAGUA
Podarcis raffonei (Aeolian wall lizard) is the source of this 1730-nucleotide messenger RNA. It is a transcript of the gene SFR1, whose product is annotated as SWI5 dependent homologous recombination repair protein 1. The coding region runs from base 891 to 1595 and encodes 234 amino acids. The record is from RefSeq and is a predicted model, not a curated record. NCBI's taxonomy places the organism in Eukaryota, Metazoa, Chordata, Lepidosauria, Squamata, Lacertidae. Gene Ontology annotation, cellular component: Swi5-Sfr1 complex. The transcript is spliced from 4 exons. Gene Ontology annotation, biological process: positive regulation of DNA-templated transcription; double-strand break repair via homologous recombination.